UUGACCUUCCUGCUCGUAUGACGACACAUCAAAACAAUAACAUUUGACAGCGGUGACGCGGACUUUGCUUUCGAAUAACAUUAUUGGAAAUGAGAGAAUAAAACGAUCAAAAGAAUGAAUACGGCUCUGAGACACUGGAAGGAGGCCGCGACGGUCAUACUAGCUGCUGGUACGAGACAUAAAGUCACUGUAGAUAGUUUGACAAGGUGUGUCGGUAAAGGCCCCUCUGCGGUCAGUGGGCACUCCAGCUUGCCUGACAAGUUAGCCUUCGACUAUAACGUGUUGUUGCUGAAACGAAGCGGUACAAGUGGCUUCAUGCCGAACGCUUACGUCUUUCCCGGCGGUCUGGUGGAUUCGUCGGAUUUCUCAAGUGAAUGGCUUGAUCUUUUUAAAUCUUUUCGGCGCUCACCGAAUUUUGGACUCGGAUUUGUGAAGCAGCCGCCAGAGACGAGACCUCCGAUCUUCGCCACCGACAGAAAGAAACUGGGUUCUCCCAUUCCAGGUGACGUCGCAUUUCGCAUCUGUGCGGUGAGGGAAACUUUCGAGGAGUCGGGAGUACUUCUAGUCGUGCCGAAAGAAGAAGAGAGUACUUUACUUAACGGCAUCGAGAACAAGAGAGACAGUCAGCCCGAAUUAACCAGAAUAGCCGAUGUCUGUGACGAGAGUGAAUUGGCUAAAUGGAGAGUGCUGGUAAACGAGAACCCCUGUAACUUCAUCAGAAUGUGCAGGGAGCUGGAGUGUCUACCCAACAUCUGGGCUCUGCAUGAAUGGGGUAACUGGCUGACCCCUACUGGCGUGUAUGGAAAACAGCGGAGGUACGACACAGCCUUCUACAUUUGCUGUUUGCAAGAAACACCACCUCACACCCUACAAGACGAGAAGGAAAUUGUGCACUUUAAGUGGUCCACCCCCUCAGAGAUCCUCCACAGCUACCAAGCCAGAGAGAUGUGGAUAGCCCCACCACAGUUCUAUGAUCUCAGCCGUAUGUGCCGGUUCCCCUCCCUGCAGGACCUCCACAGCUUCUCCAGACGGAGAGCGUCAGAGGGCUGUGAACAGUGGCUCCCUAUCCGCAUGGUGUCAGACAACUACUACAUAUCACUCCUCCCAGGUUAGGGUUUAGGUUUACAUUAAGGUCAUUUAGCAGACACUCUUAUUCAGAGGAACUUACAGUCAGUUCUCUCAACUUAACGUAGCUCGGAAAGACAACCACAUAUCACAGUCAGUUCUCUCAACUUAACAUAGCUCGGAAAGACAACCACAUAUCACAGUCAGUUCUCUCAACUUAACGUAGCUCGGAAAGACAACCACAUAUCACAGUCAGUUCUCUCAACUUAACGUAGCUCGGAAAGACAACCACAUAUCACAGUCAUUGUACUUCAACUCUCCUCAAUAAAGCAGCUGUCAGAGAAAUGAGUGCUAGUAAGAAAAGUAGAGUGUUGUAACAAAUGAGAUGUUCUGUAUAACUGAUGCCCCGCUUCACAUUUCUGUCUCAAAAAAUCAACAACAAAAAAAAUCGGAAAUAAAAUUGAGUGACUUAUUUGAUUCAUUUGAAUAGAUUCUAUUAAAUGAUUAUUUCUAACUAAUUGACUUCGCCAUUGAAGUGGUUGGGAAAAUAAUAUUUUGUGAAUCGCUAACAGUGAAAUAAAAAACGUAGUAGCCUUUCUUUUGGAUUAUGUCGCUACAAAUCCAAGAUGGCGUAGCAGUGCGGUCGCGUUCUUUGUUGUGUGUCCGUG
Molecule: messenger RNA, 1733 nt
Organism: Coregonus clupeaformis (lake whitefish)
Lineage: Eukaryota; Metazoa; Chordata; Actinopteri; Salmoniformes; Salmonidae
Product: nucleoside diphosphate-linked moiety X motif 19-like
Exons: 2
Coding region: 115-1113 (332 amino acids)
Cellular component (GO): mitochondrion
Molecular function (GO): hydrolase activity, acting on acid anhydrides, in phosphorus-containing anhydrides
Source: RefSeq, a predicted model, not a curated record